CUACGACCUCAGAUCGGCGGCAACACGGCGCGGCGUAGAACGACGUAUAUCACGGUCGGACAACAUGAUCACGCCAGUCAAUUAAAACUUCCCUUUAUCUUACACUUAUACACAGAUAUCUCUAUUUGUGUGAUUGCUCUGCCACUAGAAUAGAAUGGUGACUACUUUUUAAAGUCCUUGGUGGCAGGUAUUGUAUGUGUGUAAUUCGACCUUCAGUCAUAUGUACUGUGAGUUUUAUUGUAGGCGUGAUUUCCAACAUGGCGCGGCGCAGCAUGAGGUUGGUUGAGUACGGGAAGCCCUUUCAACUGACGAAUGAAGAGGUACCCACCGCACCAAAGGGCGGGGCUGUCGUCAAGACGGACUAUGCCGGGGUGUGCCACUCCGACCUGCACGGUGCGGACGGAGACUUUGGUCCAUUCAUCCCUCUCCAGGUGAUUCUGGGACAUGAGAUAGCAGGCACAGUUCACGAUGUUGACCCGAGUGCAGACUUCAAGGUAGGAGACAGGGUGAUGGUGUACUGGACCGGUGGAUGUGGAGAAUGUAAGAGGUGCGAGGUGGGGCAACCUCCUGCGUGUCUCAAGAACGUCAAACACUGGGCCGGCAUCACUGAGGAUGGCGGAUUCUCGGAUUACGUCAUCGUUCCUGACGUCAGACUGUUGGUGAAGGUGCCUGACACGGUUGCCAUGGAUACGGCGUGCCUCCUGCCCUGCUCGGCGCUCACCGCCUACAACACCGUCUGUACAAUAGUGCCCACCGUUCAGGACUUCGCGAAAUAUAGCGACGACUGUGCAGUACUGCUGGUGGGCGCUGGGGGGCUUGGCCUAUGGGGUGUUCAAUUUGCCAAAGUGCUACUCCCCGUUGGCGUUCGCGUCAUCUGCGCUGACAUAAGCGAGGAGAAACUGGCGGCGGCCAAAGAAGUCGGAUGUGAUGAAGUUCUUCUGUGGGGCAAGGAUGUUGAUGACGACACCGCCGUUGCUGCAGCAAAGGAAGUCUGUGGGGACCUCGGUGCUGUAGCGGCGAUUGAUUUCGUCAACGCGCCCUCUACGUUUGAACGUUUGCAGAAGAUGAUAGCCGAGGGUGGCAUACACGCUCUGGUGGGUUUCUUCGGAGUGGACGCCCCGGCCGCCGUGCCGCUCAUGCCGUUUGUGGUGAACCGUCACACGAUCACCGGGGUGAUCAUAGGGUCGUUACCGCAGCUGAGGGAACUCACGGCCCUGGUGGCGCAGGGGAAGGUCAAGCCACCGCCCAUUUCCCAUCAUCCCCUGGAGGACGUGUAUGACGUCAUGCAAGGUCUGAAGGCUGGGAAGGUCAAAGGUCGUGCGGUUGUGAAGUUUUGAGUCGGCCUGGAGACCGUCCACUGUCGAAUUCAUAAGGGCUGGGAGAGAAACAUGCCGAACUGUACAUAUAAUGUUCCAUCUGAGGAAAUACAGGCAAAGAGUAUUAGAUUUUUAAUAUUUGAUUUUAAUUCAAACGUUUACAAAACGAGUAGGAAAUACUGGUGCUGAUAAUUCAAUACAAAUUUUAGUAAUAAAGUGCCGCUUUGUGAACAGUUAAUGGUACACAGAAAUACCGGUACCGAUAGAAAGAAAUAUUGGCCCAUUUGUUUCAUUUCACGUAGAUUUGGACAAGGUUACGUUACAGAAAGGUGGUUUUGUGUCCACAUAUCAACACACAACUUUAUCGCGCCCGUCACUUUACGCAACUGGAGGUAGCGUGGUCGGUGCAUUUUACUUAGCGUACUUUCCUUCUACGCAAUACGAACCAGAUACCAUGAACUUACCAGAAAAGAAAAUUGAAGUAAAACUCGUGCAAUGUUGUCCAAAGUCACAAACGGAUCCUUGGUUGUAUGGGAAGUAGUGCAUCAUUAUGACUGCAUCUUGAUGCUUGGGUAGCCAUGGCCCGACAACAUUUUUUAGCUUUGUGCCUCCAUGGCGCACAGUAAGGCGGACGCCACAGUUCAUUAAUCUCCAAGCAGAUCCUACGGUGCCAUAAGAUAGUAUCAAAGCUGGUCAGGGAGUAUAGCCGGCCAAAGGGAGUCAAAUG
This is a messenger RNA of Branchiostoma floridae (Florida lancelet), 2043 nucleotides long. RefSeq names its product alcohol dehydrogenase-like. Lineage: Eukaryota; Metazoa; Chordata; Leptocardii; Amphioxiformes; Branchiostomatidae. The record is from RefSeq and is a predicted model, not a curated record. The coding region runs from base 195 to 1337 and encodes 380 amino acids. The transcript is spliced from 10 exons. Gene Ontology annotation, molecular function: oxidoreductase activity.